UCAUCGAGCACCGACACGCACGCACCUCUGCGGCUACGCUCGGCACGCGGCUUGAUCCCCGACGGCAGAGAGAGAGAGAGGCAAGGGACAGAGGAGGCCCAAGCUCUCUCGGGCUCGUGCAAGCGCGCGUGGCUCUCCUGCUCGAAGUUCCUCACGCUCGGGCCUCUCACUUGCGAGCGAGCUCAUCCCACCGCCACCGCUUCGUGCCGAGGACUCGCUCGCAACCGCAUCCCGGCUGGUCCGGACGCUCGGGCAUCUUCUCAUCACGUCUCGCAGCUCGCUCGGUCCUCCUUCUCCCUUUCCACGCAGUCUCGGCGCGUCAGAUCUCCGCUACGCAUCUCGAGCCGGACCCUGAACACACCGGCGGCAGCAGCUUGGGCCCAGCAUGACGUUCGCCACCUCAGCAGCCGAGCGGCCGACGCAGAUGCCGCCUGCGUCGCCGCUGCUGCACCCUCUGCGCUCUGUAGUCUCGGCAGGCUGGCACCGCACCUCUCUUCUGCCUGCUCGCGCCUCACGCUCAUCUCGCGGCUCUGGCUCCACAGACAGCCACGCUUCGAGCUCGGUGGCACUUCACGAACGGGCAGCUCCAUACUGGCGCUUCCGCACUCCCAUCUCUCCUUCUGCGCCCUCUCCUCUCCUCUCCGCCCUCAAUCACUCUCACGCCUUUCCCGACCCGCCACUCUUCGACUCCAGCUUGCUCCUGCAAGCUGCGCCCAUGGCGCUCGACAGUCAGAGUCCCGCCGUCACCGCGGCAUGGACCUCGCUUCGAGCUGCGUCGCCAUCGAUCUCCUUCCUACUCCUUUCCUACGCUCGCAAAGGCGUCGAUGGCGUAGCAGAGACGACGAGCAGAGCGACGCCGAGUCUCGAGGUGCUGCUCAAGGGCUCGUAUGAGGCGGAGGGAGGAUGGAAUGGCGCCAAACGCCUCAUGCUGGCGAACGAGGUGCGCUUUUUGCUGCUGCGCGUCUGCGAUCAGUACAUGCUCGUGCUCUUCUUUGGGCUAAGCGUCAGCGCUGUGCGCCGCGCAAGAGCACUCGGCCACGGACGCGCGCUCGUCGACGUCUAUCCAGCACUGAUCGCCAUGGCCGUCAUUUCUCGACCCUCUGAGCUCACAGACCAGCUCAUCCGCGUCACGCUCAAGCUCGCGCCCGGCACUCCGCUCGUGCCGACACUUCCACGCGCCGCGCCACGUUCGCCGACGCCGCCGCCACCGCCGCCUCCGAAGCCGCAAGAGGAGGAAGAGGAAGAGGUGGCCGAGGAGCUCGCGCCUUCGCUGCAGCACGACAACUCUCGACGCAGCGUGCCUACGUGCGCCUCGGACUGGGGCAGCUCCGACGACAUGUACUCCAUGCCGAACACGCCUUCGAUGCGCACCUUCAGCGCCACCAUUCCGCCCAUGACGACGCCUUCAGUCGAUCCGUCGAGCAAGCCGCUCAUUUCGCCGCCCGACGGCUGGGUCAUGAUGUCCGCCGAGCCGGAGAAGACCGACGGCGUGGUCAUCAAGCCGGAACGAUGGAGCAAGUGGACCGCCGUCACGAACGGCACGAACGCGACGGACUCUUCGGCGGUGCUAAACCUCAACCUCUCCUCGCUCGCGGCAGGCUAUCUGAGCCAUCGUACCAGCAUCGCUACAGCACGAGCGUUCAGACACGCACCUAUGCCGUCGGCGCUCGAUCUUGACGAGCUAGACGAUGGCGAAGAGGAAGGCAGCGUGGCGGAGCAGGCGCAACUCGACGCCGUGCUGGCCGCUCCCAUCGACGUCGAUCCCGAAGAAGCGCAGCGGCUCGAGCGCGAGCGAGACGAGUUCGUCAAGUGGCAGCAAGAGCAGGCUGCUUCGAUGACCGCGAUUGAGCGCGAACGCACACGGCGAAAAGAGGCGGCCCGCGUCCGCUCAGAAGAGCAACGGCGAGACAAGCUGAUGCAGAAGCUCUCGAAGGAACAGCGCAAGUGGUGCGGCAGCAUGCCUAUGGCUGCGGCGAGUCGCAUCGAGAGACAGCACAAGCCGUUCACGCGCCACAAGCCUACUCUCAGCCAGGACACGGCGUCGUCGGAUACGCGGGCGAGCAAGUACGACACGAUUGAUUCUCGCACCUCUGCGCGCAUGGAGACGACGGACAGCCGAACGACCACCAGUACGGCUGCGACGUCGAACUCGGUGCACGGUCGACCGUCCGUUGAUACCACAGCAAGCCGCAGCAACUCUGGCAAGCUGUCGCGCAUGAGUGAAGAGUCCGUUGAUGAGCAGCAGCUCCGCAGCGACAAGAGCACAAAGAAGAGCGCCACGCUGCACUCUACUGAUGCUCGCUUCGCGCCUACACUCGCGAGUACGCUGGCAGCGCCGCCGUCGAGCAAGGCUAGCAGCAUUUCGACGAUCAGACGACCGCCGAGCUCCUCUCCGCCCGAUGCGCCGCUGCCUCGCAACCCGAGCGUCGACGACCUGCGCUCUUCGACGGAGCAGGCAAGCAAGGGCAACAGUCUCUCGCCCGUGCCUUCGUCUUGUCUCGAGCCGGCGCAUUUCUCCAUCGUCCACCCGCGCUCCUCGCAUUCCGCUUCCAACUCGCGCUCUACGGGCGGCAGUACGGCGGCGCCCUUGUCGCCGCCUCGCAUCGCACCUUCAUCGCCGCUGCGUGCAGUGCCACUGUCGCCGCCACGCGCGACGCCUCGGUCUUCGCCGCGUGCUGCAGCGACGACGACGCCUCGCACGCGCAAUCUUAUGCUCGAUGGCCGCCCGUCGGCCAAGGACGAGGCCAUUGAGGCAGCCCGUGCCGCAGCGGCCGCCACGCUCGUCGAUGCGCGUUUCCGACAGCCAGAGAUCGAUCUCGGGCCCACGCCUGCGCUUGGCCUCUGGAUGCCAGCUGCGCCGCCUCAGACGUCCAAGUGGAGCAUGACGACGAUCGAUCAGAAGACGCAGGCGCACCACAGUGGCAUCAGCUCGGUGCCUCCCGUGCCGGCAAUACCUGCGAUGCUGCGACCAGCGGCGAAAGCCGAGCGUCUCUUCCUCGAGGGCGAAAGCUGGCUAGAACGUCAGAUGCGCUCGCGCAUCGCUGCUGAUCGAGAGGCACAGUACGCGGCGAAGGAACGACCGCGGAGCAAGCAGCUCCCACCUCCGCCGCCGCUCUCGGAGGAAGAGCUAGAAGAUGCACGCUGGGCAGGCGAGAGCCACGACGACAUGACGCGCGUUGCCGAGGCGCGCCGACGAGCGCACGCUGCCGACAGAGCGGCAAGAGCGCAGAUCGAAGUCGCGAGGCUGGAGCAGCGCCGGCUGGCCUUUGAAGUGUCAGAGGCGGAACGCAGGAACCGAGAGAGAGCGCAGGCGGAAUUCUUGGCGCGCGCCAAGUGGGCGAGAGAACAGGCGCUGCGAGAUCAGCUCGGCGCGUACGAGCGCAGUCAGCUCGAGUCUGAGGAACGACGACGUCGAGCUGCCGUUGAGCGGAUGAAGGAGGAGGAGGAGGCGCGAGCUGCCGCCGCCCGACGGGAGCAGGAGCAGCGAGAGCUGGACGAACGCGACGCAGUGCAGGCCGCCGAGCGGCAAGCUCGCUCGAGGGCACUGCGAGAGGCCAAGCUGCGAGAGGAGGCCGAGGCUGCUCGUCGUCGCCAAGAAGAGGCACAGCGGCGCGCGCAGGCGAAGACACGAGCAAGAGAGGCACUCGAGGGGGACUUUAGGGCGCUGUACGAGGAAGGCGAACUGGCGCUUGAGGGCUCCAUCAAUGUGCAGACGGGCGGCGUCGUGCCGUCAUGGCGUCGCCGCUGGUUCACGCUGCGAGACCACUCGCUGAGCCUCGGCAAGGCGCAGGGCGAGCCGGCUCUAGAGCACAUCGAGCUGCGCGGCAACAUCGCUUCGGUCGAAGAGUUCGACGAGGAGGGGCGCAUGCCGAACAGCUUCCGCAUUGUCUGGCACGAUCGGCAUCGCUCGCCGCUCGUGGCAUUUACUGACACCGAGGACGAUGCCGAGGUGCUCAUCGUGGGCCUGCGCACGCUCGCGUCGCUCUGAGCAAGCGAGAGGGGAGUCAGGAGCGGCGCGUGGCUGGGGCGAGGCUCGCAGGCAUCCUCGCCUGCGGCUGCGCCGCUUGCACCUUUUCGCACCGCGCACGCCGCUUCGCCUCGCCUCGCUUCCCCUGCUGCUCUCUCCCCUCCACACGUCUCCCUCUCUCCGGCUCUCUCCUCGCCCAUGACAUACCCCUCCG
Messenger RNA from Tilletiopsis washingtonensis, 4181 nucleotides. RefSeq lists its product as hypothetical. Bases 386 to 3988 code for a protein of 1200 amino acids. NCBI's taxonomy places the organism in Eukaryota, Fungi, Basidiomycota, Exobasidiomycetes, Entylomatales. The transcript has 5 exons. The record is from RefSeq and is a predicted model, not a curated record.